AUGGACACUUACGUGCCCAUGGAUACUUCUUUGCCCAUGGGCCAGUUUCCUGAACAUAUGGACAUAGAUGAACCUGAAAGGAGGUCACGUGUGCACUUUCACAUAGAAGAACCAAGUAGCAGAACUGAUGAGCAGAGAGCUGAAUUUGCACAACGUGUUAGGGCAUCACUGAAGAAGAGAAAGGUAGAACAGAGCCAGAGGAAUAAGAUAAACUUGGGAGUCUUCAUUUCUAACAUCCUUAACUGGAAAGUUCAGUGGCUAAAAGAGCAGCUGCAGUCAUCAGUGCUUCCACCUCUGCUGGACAUGGACAAGUUUCGAGCCAAACGCUUGAUGUACAGUAGCGUUGAGGAAUACAAGCUAGUGAACUAUCAGUUUUUGUGCCUCGAAGUUUGGCAGAUUGUCUUCCGCAACUGGCGAGAAUACUUUGCUCAAACCAAACGCAUGACAUUCAGUUCUGCUGUUGUGCACCACACAUGCCCUCCUGGCGACACCAUGAUAUUAACGUGUGUUGUUUUAGCGACACCAGAGCAGAUGCACAGAUCUUUGUACCCCACUGAAGGCAACCUUGUUCGCUUGGAUCUGCGCAUUCAAGACCAGCCAAAAGCUGCGAUGCCAGUAUUUGGAUUUGUGACUCAACACAAGCUUGUGAGGGACCCUCGUUCAUUUAAAAGUGCCAUCCCAGAUUUGCUGCAAAAUGUGUAUACUGAUGGGUGCGCUCCUGUCACACUGAAGGUUCAAGUGAGAGCAAGGCCUGUGACUCUGGACUUUCGUAAAGUUCAGCGCUUGUCUGUAGUGAGCAAGAUCACUCCUACUUUGCGGCAAAUGGAAGCUGUGUUUGAGCUUGAAAAAUCAGUGUUCGUUGAAAGCAUUGUCAGGCCUAAUGUGUGCCACUUUUGGUGUCGGAAGGGUGUUCCUAUGCGCUCCAGAUUUAAGGAAAAUUUCAACAUUGAACAAGAGCAAGUAAUCAGUUCUGCUGUUGAUGCUAUGAGAGUGCGUGGAAGUGAACCUAGAAUUAUAAUCCUGCAUGGCCCACCUGGCACAGGCAAGACGCACACACUUGUUGGUAUGGUGACAGAGAUCCUUCAUCAUAACAGCAGACAGACCAUGCUGAUUGUGGCACCAUCCAAUGCUGCAGUUGAUGAGAUUGGUCGUCGACUUUUGGCUCACAGGCAGCAGCAGUACAGGCAGAAAGUUCCAACAGAACAAGUUUUGAAGGUGGUCCGAGUCGGCCAAACCAACAAGGUCCACCCAGAGGUUCGUGGAAUAUGUCUUGAAGAGCUGUUGCAAAAGAACAUUCAGAAGGACGAGAAUGAACGUUGCAGAGAAUGUGACAUGACCAUUUGUGCAUUAGAGACUGAGAUGAAACACUGUGCUGACAAAAAGCAUCAGCUUGAUAGGUCUGCCACUCGGGAUGUUAGAGCUUCUAGACGUCUUGAGUUUCAGAUAAAUCAUUUGCGGGCUCAGAUCCAGCAAGCUAAGGAAAAGAAGAAGCUCAUAACUGACAGCAAUGCCCGGCAGUUCCGUAAUGUUAAUGACAGAAAUCUUCUAAUUCUACGUAAUGCACACGUCAUUCUUUCCACUCUGAACAGCUGCCGUAGCCGUCUGAUGGAAGAGGCAUUCGGCCGCAACAGUUCUCAUAACUUCUCGUGUGUUCUUCUCGACGAAGCAACUCAGUGCACCGAAGUUGAAGCUCUCCUCAGUUUGCAGUACCAGACAAGCAAGCUGAUUCUUGUUGGGGAUCCUAUGCAGCUGCCUGCUACAGUCAUGUCGCAAGACGCUGCAGAUCGUGGAUUCCAGGAAUCGCUUUUUGAGCGCUUUUACAACUACCUCAAUCAAGAAGCUGACCCCAAGCCCAUUUUCACUUUGAAUGAGCAGAGACGGAUGCAUUCAGAGAUUUGCUGGUUCCCAUCGAAUUACUUUUAUGGUGGGAAGCUUCGACCAGUUGUUGGCCUGGACGCCAUGUAUGCACCGUUCCCAUUGAUUCCAUACCUUGUGUUUAACAUUGAGGACAGCCCCGAGGCUAGUGAGGGCACUAGUACAUCAUGGCUAAAUCGUGGUGAAGCUGCCUUUGUUGCCCAUCUUUGCUUAGCUAUUUCCCGGCUAGUUGGGGAUGCGUCUCUCGGUGUUAUCACGCCAUACCAGGCACAGAAGGCUGCUAUCACAGAACAGCUUCAAGAGAGUUUUGCGCCAACGGCUGCAACUUUCGACGUAAAUACUGUGGAUGGCUUUCAAGGGCAGGAAAGGGAUGUCAUUGUACUGUCAUGUGUGCGUGCCUACAAUCCAAGAGGUAACAUUGGUUUCGUUGCUGAUGCCCGCAGACUGAAUGUUGCCAUCACGAGAGCCAGGAAAGCUUUGUAUAUCUGUGGGCAUCUCGACUCUCUUAAGGACAGUGAUGAGUGGAAGGCAUUGAUUUCUGAUGCCUAUUGUCGCUCUAAAGUGAGAGAUAUCUCGGCUAAGUGCUCUUCUGACCUUCUUGCGAACAUUAUCAAGAAACCCUGUGUGAGCCGAUGGUGAUGAAGUUGGGGGCUCUGCAUUUGUACAUUUCUGUUAAUACAUAUCGUGGACUUGCCUACACACUGUGCGAAGUGUAUGUAAGCGCUGAAAUCUUGUGUUUUUAUGCAGGCCAACUAAGGCCUCCAAAGGAUUGUAUAUGCAGGUUCCAUUUCAAUUUUAGUGGUUUGAGUUGUUAUGCUUGAUAUUUCCCCCUCAUGUCUGGCUUUCUGAUUAGCAUGGGCUGCGUCUCUUCGUGAUUGUGUAAUUGUCCUUCCAUUUAACUGACACUAUUUCAUUUAGUGAACACUGUGAAAACAAGUGUUCAAGUUAUGCCUCAAGAUGCAAAUGACUACAUAGCUGUUUUUUGUGAUAUAGAAGUCACUUUUGUUCAAGCCAGAAAGCAGAGUUUGCUAGUAAUUGUACAUUAAUGCACAUCGAAAUGAAAGUUUGAAUUAUCACUGUUGUUGUGGUCACUUUUUUUUUAUUGUAACCCCUUGACGACUUAAGUUCAUGACACACCGCAAUCACAUGGAGGGCAAACUUCAUUGUGUGGCUGUUUCAAGGUCGUCCAGCAUUGUGCCUUACACAACUGUAUACUUCUUCAUACUUGUAGCUUCAUACU
Molecule: messenger RNA, 3115 nt
Organism: Rhipicephalus sanguineus (brown dog tick)
Lineage: Eukaryota; Metazoa; Arthropoda; Arachnida; Ixodida; Ixodidae
Product: probable helicase senataxin
Exons: 2
Coding region: 1-2514 (837 amino acids)
Biological process (GO): termination of RNA polymerase II transcription
Cellular component (GO): nuclear body
Molecular function (GO): transcription termination site sequence-specific DNA binding; helicase activity
Source: RefSeq, a predicted model, not a curated record